AUGACGGACAACGGAGUUAAGGAGGCCGAGACCUCCAUGGCCAACCUCUUGCUUGACGAGGUCACUGGCGAAAAGGUCUCCAAGACCGAGCUGAAGAAGCGCCAGAAGCUGCGCGAGAAAGAGGCCAAGAAGAAGGAGAAGGAGGCUGCUGCUCCUCCUAAGACCCAGAAGAAGGCUUCCGCUGAGGAGGAGGAGGCUAACUUGACUCCUAACCAAUACUUCGAAAUCCGCAGCAAGAGAAUCAAUAAGCUCCGCGAAACCAAGUCGCCCGACCCUUAUCCUCACAAGUUCAACGUCACCGAUGACCUGCGUCAGUUCCUCAAGAACUACGAGGGUCUUGAGAAGGGCGAGCAGAAACCCGAGACCACUGUUCGCAUCGCCGGUAGAAUCUACACCAAGCGCAGCUCGGGCGCCAAGCUCAAUUUCUACGACAUUCGUGCGGAGGGUGUCAAGGUGCAAGUUGUGUGCCAGGGUCAGCACGCCACUGGCGACGUGCCGUUCGAGCAGCAGCACGAGCACCUCCGGAGAGGCGACAUUGUCGGUAUUGUUGGAUUCCCCGGUCGGACUAGCCCCAAGAACAGAGCCGAUGGUGAGCUUUCGAUCUUUGCGACUGAGGUCGUCCUUCUGUCGCCUUGCUUGCACGCCAUCCCCUCCGAGCACUACGGUCUGCAGGACAAGGAACAGCGUUUCCGCCAGCGUUAUCUCGACUUGAUCAUGAACGACCGCUCGCGCAAUGUUUUCGUUACCCGGUCUAAGAUUGUUAGCUACAUCCGCAACUACUUUGACACCCGCGAUUUCAUUGAGGUGGAAACUCCCAUGAUGAACGCCAUUGCUGGUGGUGCGACUGCCAAGCCCUUCGUUACUCACCAUAACGAGCUCGACAUGAACCUCUUCAUGCGUAUUGCUCCUGAGCUGUACCUGAAGAUGCUGAUUGUCGGUGGUCUUGAACGUGUGUACGAAAUGGGCCGCCAGUUCCGUAAUGAAGGCAUUGACCUUACCCACAACCCCGAGUUUACCACCUGCGAGUUCUACCAGGCCUACGCUGAUGCUUUCGACCUCAUGAACACCACCGAAGACCUCGUUUCGGGUCUCGUCAAGCACGUCACCGGCGGCUAUGAGACUACUUUCCACACCCAGAGCGGCGAGACCUACAACGUCAACUGGAAGGCGCCCUGGAGGCGCGUGGAGAUGAUCCCCGCCCUCGAGGAGGCCACUGGCGAGAAGUUCCCGCCAGGUGACCAGUUGCAUACCGCCGAGUCCAACGAGUUCCUCCAGCGCGUCCUGAAAAAGACCGGCGUCGACUGCUCGCCACCGCUAACCAACGCCCGUAUGCUCGACAAACUCGUCGGCGAGUUCAUCGAAGAGACCUGCGUCAACCCCACCUUCAUCACUGGUCACCCGCAGAUGAUGUCGCCACUGGCCAAAUACCACCGCCAGCACGCCGGUCUGUGCGAGCGUUUCGAGGCCUUCGUCUGCAAGAAGGAGAUCGUCAACGCCUACACCGAGUUGAACGAUCCCUUCGACCAGCGUCUGCGUUUCGAGGAGCAGGCCCGCCAAAAGGACCAGGGUGACGAGGAGGCUCAGCUCAUCGAUGAGAACUUCUGUACUUCCUUGGAAUACGGUCUGCCGCCCACUGGUGGCUGGGGUAUGGGUAUUGACCGUUUGGUCAUGUUCCUUACCAAUAACUACAGUAUUAAGGAGGUUCUUGCUUUCCCUUUCAUGAAGGAGGACAAGACUGCCCAGGAGGGCAAGACUGCUGCUGAGGUCGUUGGCAUUGAGCCCAAGCCGGAAGAGGGCAUUGCCCACAAAUAG
Molecule: messenger RNA, 1812 nt
Organism: Aspergillus chevalieri
Lineage: Eukaryota; Fungi; Ascomycota; Eurotiomycetes; Eurotiales; Aspergillaceae
Gene: KRS1
Product: lysine--tRNA ligase KRS1
Exons: 3
Coding region: 1-1812 (603 amino acids)
Biological process (GO): lysyl-tRNA aminoacylation
Cellular component (GO): cytoplasm; cytosol
Molecular function (GO): tRNA binding; ATP binding; lysine-tRNA ligase activity
Source: RefSeq, a predicted model, not a curated record